CUCCAGCCUUUGGGCUCGAACAGCCGUCUCCGAGCUGUGCCUCUGGAACAGAGAUGGCACCUGCCAACGAGCAGGAGAUGCAGAAAGAGCUGGAGAAAUUCAAGGCGAUGCAGGAAACCCUGCAGAAAGCCUACGAAGCGCGUAUGGGUUUGAUCGCCCAGCAGCAGGAGACCGAGCUGGUGAAAGAAGAGAUCGACUCCAUUGAGGACGAUGCAGUUGUGUACAAAUUGGUCGGCCCAGUCAUGGUCAAGCAGAACAUCGAUGACGCAAAGGGAAACGUGUCAAAGCGCUUGGACUACAUCUCUGGCGAACUGGAAAGGUCAAAUAAGAUCAUUGCGGAAAAAGAGACCGAACUUGGAGACAAGCAGAAGCACUUGAUCAAGAUGCAGCAAGAAUUGCAGAGCAGUUGAAGAGAGUGAAGAGUUAGCCACAUUUCUGCUCCCUUGGCAUCUCACGGCAAAAGCCUCGUGACUCGACAUUGCCCCGUGGGAGCUUGAGACAUGGCCAACCGGAAUAGGUGGUAUGUCGGAUGUCGGAUGUGGCUCAGUGCAGAUGGCAUUUCGUCAAAAGAGAUGUCGCCAUUGUCCCAUUUGGAUUCUAACUUGCGGGGAUGUCUUGC
Messenger RNA from Cladocopium goreaui, 619 nucleotides. Lineage: Eukaryota; Dinophyceae; Suessiales; Symbiodiniaceae. The record is from the annotation of a GenBank genome assembly.